AGCAGUAUGCCUUCUGGGCCCUGUGGGUUCAGGAAAGACGUCUUUAGUAGAGCAUUUAGCCGCGAUAACUGGCCGCAAGCAAUUUGCGUUCAAAAAAGUGCAGUUAGGAGAUCAAACGGACUCUAGAAUGUUGUUGGGUUCCCAUCAGUGUACCGACGUCCCGGGAGAAUUCAUUUGGAGGCCCGGAGUGUUGACUGAGGCGGUUCAAAAUGGCCAUUGGUUGUUACUUGAGGAUAUCGACUCUGCAGCGCUGGACGUUGCAUCUACCUUGAGUUCACUUCUCGAACGCAACUCCCUUUGCGUGCCCGGAUACAGGGAUACGUUGCCCGUCACUCCCGGAUUCCAAUUAUUUGUUACCCAAAG
Molecule: messenger RNA, 363 nt
Organism: Ostrinia furnacalis (Asian corn borer)
Lineage: Eukaryota; Metazoa; Arthropoda; Insecta; Lepidoptera; Crambidae
Product: midasin-like
Exons: 2
Biological process (GO): ribosomal large subunit export from nucleus; ribosomal large subunit assembly
Cellular component (GO): preribosome, large subunit precursor; nucleus
Molecular function (GO): ATP binding; ATP hydrolysis activity
Source: RefSeq, a predicted model, not a curated record